AUGCAUUCGGAUGGAGAGAGUGCAAGCGCAGUGAGGGAUGUUGCGUUUGGCAGUUCCGCGGGGAUGAUCGCCAAGGUUUUCGAGCACCCUUUCGAUCUCAUCAAAGUACGCCUCCAAUCGCAGCCACUCGACAGGCCUGCACGGUUCCUCGGUCCUGUCGACUGCUUCAAGCAGACUCUAGCAGGCGAAGGUUUUCUUGGUCUCUAUCGCGGUCUCUCUAUGCCCGUUAUUGGCAGUAUGGUUGAGAAUGCCACUCUCUUCGUCGUCUACAACCAGGCACAGGAUUUCAUCCGCUCCUUCUCCGCUAUCCCCCGCGACUCCUCUCUUACUCUCACCCACCUCGGUGUGGCGGGUGGUAUAGCUGGUGGCGUCACCUCCUUCGUCCUCACCCCGAUCGAAUUCAUCAAGUGCAGAAUGCAAGUGCAAAUGCUCUCGCACAUGGCCUCUGCACAAUCCCCUCAUCCACCCGUCACGAAAGCCCCGGGCGCGGUAGGUAUGUUCCUCGACACACUCCGCACACGCGGCGUUAAAGGCCUCUGGUUGGGCCAGACAGGCACCUUCAUUAGAGAGGCUGGUGGCAGUGUCGCCUGGUUCGGUGCUUACGAAUGCCUAAGUCGGGCAUUCCUUAAGAAUACCUCAAACCCUACCGAUAAAUCUCAGCUUAAAACUUGGCAGCUCAUCGUCGCAGGCGCUGUCGCUGGUGUCUCUUACAAUGUCAUCUGCUUCCCUGCUGAUAGCGUCAAGUCCGCGCUGCAAACUUCGGACGAACUCGGAAGUACGAGUGGCGCUAAUGGUGCCGCCAAGAAACGCUUCUUCCAGACUGGAAUGGAUAUUUAUAGGAGUAGAGGAUUCGCAGGCCUUUAUGCAGGUAUGGGUGUUACCAUCGCCAGGAGUGCUCCCUCUUCCGCCAUGAUCUUUACCAUAUAUGAAUUCCUCAAUCAGACCUUUUGA
This is a messenger RNA of Wallemia ichthyophaga EXF-994, 951 nucleotides long. Its product is annotated as Amino-acid transporter arg-13. Gene Ontology annotation, molecular function: L-ornithine transmembrane transporter activity. The transcript has a single exon. The record is from RefSeq and is a predicted model, not a curated record. Gene Ontology annotation, biological process: mitochondrial L-ornithine transmembrane transport. Bases 1 to 951 code for a protein of 316 amino acids. NCBI's taxonomy places the organism in Eukaryota, Fungi, Basidiomycota, Wallemiomycetes, Wallemiales, Wallemiaceae.